Messenger RNA from Suricata suricatta (meerkat), 1229 nucleotides. Its product is annotated as synaptonemal complex protein 3-like. The record is from RefSeq and is a predicted model, not a curated record. The coding region runs from base 110 to 823 and encodes 237 amino acids. Gene Ontology annotation, biological process: spermatid development; meiotic cell cycle. Gene Ontology annotation, cellular component: synaptonemal complex. NCBI's taxonomy places the organism in Eukaryota, Metazoa, Chordata, Mammalia, Carnivora, Herpestidae. The transcript has 9 exons.
GGCGUGGCUGGCUAGCUAGUCGCCAUUGCCAGGCCCUCAGAGGAGCGUCGCCGAGGACUCGGUGUGGAGGGGGCGGGAGAGCCGGCUGUACCUGGGAAGACACGCUGGGAUGGAGCCACCUGUGAGGAUGCGCCUGCGCAGUGCCGCCAAGGCCCAGGCGGAGGUUCAGGGCGGGGCCGCCGAUGACGCUGGGAGGAGACCGGAGAGCGGAGAGCUGCGUGGGCCGGAGGCUGUUCCUGAAGGAAACAAUUCGGCACCGGAUCCACAUGGGCAGAAAAGGCCUUUUGCGGAAACGGCUGAGGGCGAUGUCGGGAACAAAGUACACAAGAUGCUGCAGGGACCUGAAGUUCAGGUGACAGAGGUUCUUCACGCCAAGAGAAGAAUGUUCGAAAGGGAUAGAAAAGCUUCGAUCAAAGCCACUACGGCAACAAUUGAGCACGUUUGGAAAAUGCAGGAAGAAGAGAGGCAGAAUCUUCGUCUCAAGUAUUCCCAGCAGUGUCUGACUUUGUUUCAGGAGUGGGAUGUAGACCUGCAGAAAGCCCGGGAACAAGAAAAAAGACUAGCUAGAAUGUUUCACGAGCAACACAAGAUUCUUCAACAAGCUAGAGUUGAUCAGAAACAGAGACUGCAAAAAAUGAAAAAUUUAUAUGUGCAAUUCUUAAAGAGUAUGGAGGACUUGGGGAAGGACCAGGAGCAUCGCCUGACUGAUGAGCACACGGAAUUUAGAGAAGAAAUGAGCACAUUGCAAAACAGAAUGAUAAUGGAUGCUCAACAGCACGAGCUGGCAGCUAUUGAAAUGUCUCUCCAAUUCCUGUUACUCUGAUGACUCUGAAGAAAGAACUUGAACCUAAGUGCGAUUACGAUAGAAGCGUUACGCUAACUACACUCGACCACAUUGCGGUAGCUUAAGAAUUAUAGUCGAAACCACCACAUCUUGUUGAUCAUAGCUCGUUUGUUUAGUGCAAGAAUAUUUUGCUGUGAAAACCCCAGGCCCUGCACAGUUAUGAGGGUAGCAGCAGUUCACAAUGAUAUGUAUUAAGCUUUCAGGCCUUUGUUAGUAAUGAUGACUUUUUGUGCUUAACACUGUCAAUUAACUUUUAGCAACAGGAGGAUUGAAUUUGAGGCGUGGCCUCCGUGGAUCUGUAUCAGUCCCGAAAGUUUCAAAGGACACGUACAGAAAGAAGGUUACUUUGCUUUUCCCAAAGGAAAAAUAAAAUGAAAGGAUAUAA